Molecule: messenger RNA, 1917 nt
Organism: Protobothrops mucrosquamatus (brown spotted pit viper)
Lineage: Eukaryota; Metazoa; Chordata; Lepidosauria; Squamata; Viperidae
Gene: JMJD6
Product: jumonji domain containing 6, arginine demethylase and lysine hydroxylase
Exons: 7
Coding region: 85-1329 (414 amino acids)
Biological process (GO): phagocytosis
Cellular component (GO): cytoplasm; nucleus
Molecular function (GO): histone H4R3 demethylase activity; P-TEFb complex binding
Source: RefSeq, a predicted model, not a curated record
CGGGGCGCUGUUGUUCGGGAGGGUGCUGUCGCGGAAUCCGUAGCCGGAAGAGCCGGGCAGGGCAGGGAGAGCCGCGUGGGGAGCAUGAACCACAAAAGCAAGAAGCGCAUCCGCGAGGCGAAGCGGAGCGCGCGUCCCGAGCUCAAGGACUCCCUCGACUGGACUCGCCACAACUAUUGCGAGACCUUCCCGCUGAACCCGGCGGGCUGUAAGGAUAAUGUGGAAAGAGCAGAUGCCCUCCAUUUGUCAAUGGAAGAAUUCAUUGAAAGAUAUGAGAAGCCAUAUAAGCCUGUUGUCCUGUUAAAUGCUGAGGCAGGGUGGUCAGCCCAAGAGAAGUGGACUACGGAACGUCUGAAGCGCAAAUACAGGAACCAGAAAUUCAAGUGUGGGGAGGACAACGAUGGUUAUUCCGUGAAAAUGAAGAUGAAAUAUUACAUUGAAUACAUGGAGAGUACACGAGAUGAUAGUCCCCUCUAUAUAUUUGACAGCAGUUAUGGGGAGCAUCCAAAGCGCAAAAAACUUUUGGAGGAUUAUAGGGUACCCAAAUUCUUCACUGACGAUCUGUUCAAAUAUGCAGGAGAGAAGAGGCGGCCACCUUACAGAUGGUUUGUGAUGGGCCCACCUCGUUCAGGAACAGGUAUUCACAUUGAUCCUCUGGGAACCAGUGCCUGGAAUGCCUUAGUCCAUGGACAUAAGCGCUGGUGUCUCUUUCCGACCAGCACUCCCAGAGAACUGAUCAAAGUGACUCGCGAAGAAGGAGGCAAUCAGCAAGAUGAAGCCAUCACUUGGUUCAGAGUAAUAUACCCCCGAACGCAACUUCCCACUUGGCCUUCAGAGUUCAAACCUUUGGAAAUAGUACAAAAACCUGGAGAGACUGUGUUUGUGCCAGGUGGCUGGUGGCAUGUUGUUCUCAAUCUUGACACGACUAUUGCUGUCACUCAGAAUUUUGCCAGCUGCACAAACUUCCCUGUGGUGUGGCACAAGACAGUGAGGGGAAGACCGAAGUUAUCCAGAAAAUGGUACAGGGUCCUCAAGCAGGAACAUCCUGAACUAGCUGUACUAGCUGAUUCUGUUGACUUACAAGAAUCAACGGGCAUUGCUUCAGACAGUUCUAGUGAUUCGUCUAGUUCUUCCAGCUCCAGUUCUUCAGAUUCUGACUCAGAGUGCGACUCUAGCUCUGAAACCGAAGGAAUGGUCCACCGAAGAAAAAAGCGGAGAAUAUGCAGCAUGAUGGGAAACGGUGAUACUACCUCUCACGAUGACUGUGUGAGCAAAGAGCGUAGCUCUUCCAGAAUUAGGGAAUCUUGCGGAAGUCGUGCUCAUCCAUGAAAGAUAACAAGACCUUCUGCAGAUAGUUGCGACCAGCCAGAUGUCUUCUGUUCCUCCCACCAGCUGUAUACUUGAAGCUUUUGAAGACUUCCCGGCUCCAAUUUUAUUUUUAAAUCUAACUUUUAACUUCGGUUCCCUGUUAACAAAGUCUGACAUCUUGCUAACUAAAGGAGAACAUUCAGGAUUUGUUUUUCCAUAUUCUACCAGACAACGGUAAUAAACAGAAGGCACUGCUGAUGUCUACAAAGUCAUAGCAUGGUUUCCAACACUAUACAGUCAACAAAGGAAAUGGCAAAUUUCUACUAACAAAACUCUUUAAAACAAACCCUGCUCCCAUAUUGUCAUAUGUUUACAAGAUGAAUUCUAGUGCAUUACAACCGGGGUUCAGACAUGCUACCGUUAGUCUGCAAUUGGCCAGCAGAUCCUUCAUUAUAGCACAAGUGAACCAAGAUGAUUCUCCUAUUGUGUAAAUUAUUACAUGUAAAAGCACCUUUUAUAAUUCUGAAUUUAUCAGUAACAUCAAUCCAACCAUGGAGUAAUGAGACUCUCAAGUAUUGUUUGAACCAGCAAUUCAUCCUCAUUGCUUCA